Molecule: messenger RNA, 1032 nt
Organism: Aspergillus pseudotamarii
Lineage: Eukaryota; Fungi; Ascomycota; Eurotiomycetes; Eurotiales; Aspergillaceae
Product: oxidoreductase-like domain-containing protein
Exons: 1
Coding region: 158-970 (270 amino acids)
Cellular component (GO): mitochondrion
Source: RefSeq, a predicted model, not a curated record
GCGAUCUGCAGACCUUGCGAUAAGCAUACAUCGUGAGACGCCAUUCAUAUGUUUGCAUUGUUUGCAGAAUGACAUACUGUCUGCCUCGGAACUCAAAGAGCACUUCCCUCCCCAGCGUUUUUCCUGGUAACCUUCCGGCACUACAGAGUUUCUCUUCAUGGGUAAAGGGCGUUCAGUGUUCAAAAUGGCACCCCGCUUGUCAGGCAUGGGUCACGUUUUACCUAUAAAUCAGGCGCGCUCUCUCCAUGCAUCAGCACUAUCUAUUGGACGAUAUGCACCGUUUCCCUCUACCCGACGAACAGCCAGCCAUGCACAUACCAAAUCCCAAGAUACGACAGCAUACUUGAACAAUUUAGAACCCCCUCAAGCACAUCCAUUAUCGGGGUAUUAUCAUGACAUUCUUUCAUCUCGCUCCCCUUACAGACGUCAAGCAAGUUCCUCGCGUCCUAUUUCUAGAGGACUAGAUGAUGAGCCGUCAACAUCUUCGAAAAAUGAGCCUCACUCGCCCCAGGAUAAGAUGGCUAUUGUAUUUGGCACUCGUCUUGCUGGCCCCGGUCGCUCUUCACGGUAUAAUCCCGGUGCGACGCCAUCAGAAUCUACGUGGAAAACUAUAAAUGGGGUUGCUAUACCACCGAGGCCAGAGGAACCUGACAAUUGCUGCAUGAGUGGGUGUGUACAUUGCGUCUGGGAUGAUUUUCGUGAUGAGAUGGAAGAUUGGGCGGCGAGAGUAGCGCAGGCUAAGGCCAAAGGCGCUUCGAAAGGGCCGACUGGGGGUUUGCUCCACACUCCCAGGGCGGAGGUUGCUUCUGCGAGCACUAGCAUGGAUGACGAUGGAGGCGGGAGUGAGACAAAGUGGACUAUCCCCGAUCAGGCAGACGAUCUGUUUGCCAGCAUCCCAGUUGGGAUUCGAGAGUUUAUGAAGACGGAGAAGAAACUGAGGCAAAAACACCAGCACUAUGAAGGAUCAUGAGCAUUGACUUAUCAUUAUUUUUGGUUUUUAUUUAUUUCUUUCUUUCUUUCUUUCUCUUCUUU